CCUAUCUGAUUACCUGUCCUCGUCGCGGAGGGUCUCCGCUCAGCACUGCGCCCUUCCCCCGGGUUUAACUGAGGCUGGAGCUCCUGUCAAUCGGCCGCUCGGCGCCGCGGUCUUCUUUUGAACGUGUGUGUGAAAAAAAGAAAGAAAAAACAAGCAGCUCUUCCUCCGCCUCGGGGCGAACGGUGGGAGGGCGCAGACUGACGGAGGCGAGCCGCCAGCCCGCCGCCGUGUUUGGACCCGCUGCUUUAACUUUUACAGAGUUUUAAAGCUCCAAAGCGACUCUUGUAUCCUCUGCCAGCCGCACCUCGGUGUAAAAAUGGUGACUCUGUCGGCGGUAGCCAGACCUCUGGUGUCUCAGCUUCAGCGACAGCUCUUCAGGGGAGCCCGGAGCCUCCGGAUAACGCCCGUCCGGAGAUGCAACCUGACGGCGUGCUCCAGCAAAUAUGUGCUGUCAGCCGUGCAUCCCAUGUGGAAGGGGCCCCUGGUGGUUCCAGGAGGCGACCGGCAGUCCCCCAUAGACAUCGUGGUGCGAAAGAGUGUCUUCGAUUCAGAGCUCAAGCCUCUGAAACCCAAAUACGACCCGGAUACCUGCCAGCAAAUUUACAACAAUGGUUAUUCCUUUCUGGUAGAGUACGAUGACACGACAGACAAGUCUACGCUGUCCGGCGGUCCCCUGCAGAACUCAUUCCGGCUGUGUCAGUUCCACUUCCACUGGGGGGAAAACAACGACUGGGGUUCCGAGCACACCGUGGAUAAGAGGCUGUUCCCCGCUGAGCUCCACUUGGUCCACUGGAACUCAGAAAAAUACAGCCUGUUCGAGGAGGCGGUGAUGGAGGACAAUGGACUGGCUGUUAUUGGAGUUUUCCUCAAGGUGGGGAAGAGACACGAGGGGCUGCAGAAACUGGUCGACGCGCUACCUGCAAUCAGACACAAGGGCAGCGAGGUCGAGUUCAGCCACUUCGACCCCGGCUGCCUGCUGCCCUCCGACACCAACGACUACUGGACGUACCACGGCUCUCUGACCACGCCCCCCCUGACCGAGUCCGUCACCUGGAUCGUCAUGAAGCAGCACAUCGAAGUCAGCCACGACCAGCUGGCAGUUUUCCGCAGCCUCCAGUUCACGGCGGUGGACGAGGAGGUGCAGAAAAGCAUGGUGAAUAACUUCCGGGUGCAGCAGCCUCUGCGGGGUCGCACGGUGCGCUCGUCCUUCACGCCGUUCCUGCAGGAGCCCGGAGCACACAAGCACAGCCACUGAAGCCGCUCACAGUAACACACACCGUCCACCGUCGCCUUAUCGCCUCCGAACAGAUGAGACUCAUCAGCUGUCGAAGCAGAAAACAUUGAAAGUAUGGCAAAGCUUCCUCUGCAGAACUUAUGUCAUACUUUGUUUUAGUUUUUUUUUUAACCAUGAACAUCAAGAAUCUUGUGGUUUUUUUACAAACUUUUACAUAUUUGGGGGUAUUUCUCUUCUUAAUUAUCAAGGUUUUUUUUUUAUUUCUCAUCAUUUGGUUCGACUCUUUCUGGGGUGAAACUUGUAGAUUUUGGUUGUUUUUUUUUUUUUACAGUUUUCUCAGUUACUGUAUGAGUUUUUACCAGCUCUUUCCGAGCUGCCAUAGAAACUGCACGGCACUGUGUGCUGCCGACAGGCGCCGCACAGCAGGAUCUGUAACAACAGGCCACAGCGGCGCAGAACCCAGGAGAUUUUAACAAACUCUAAGAGGGCAUGAACAAAUGAUUGUAGGGUAAAUUUAAUACGUAAUUUAUUAAAGGAACAUUUUUAGAGCUGAGUUUAUUGUGUGAUGGAAGCUACUAACGUGAUAAAAUCUUUACUGAAAUAUCAAGAGUGUAACAGUUACAGCAGCAACAGGUUGUAGAUGAAGAGUUAGAUUUUUAUCUUCAUGCCUUAUUUUUACAUCCUUAUACUGGAAGCACAACUGUUAAUACUUGCUGGAUUCCUAUCUGGACGUGUGAUAUAUGUUUGUGUUUAUGGGAUCAAAGGUCAGGAGUGUCGAGCAAAGAACGGCCUCCAACAGGGUUCGAUCUUAUGGAAGCAUGUUGAGUUCACAUGAAAAAAAUAAAAAUUGACUUUUUUUUUUAAUUAACGGGGUAAUUGUCUUGUUAAUACAUAAAAAAAAAACAUAAAAAAUUGGCUCAGUUUUUCUACUUUAAUGAGAUAAUUAUCUCAUUUAUGAGGGAUGGUUUUAUAAAAACCAGAGACACUUUUAAUUUUUUCAUGUGAAUUUAAUACGCCUUCCUACAAUCUGACCUUUAUGACGACCUGACCAAGUGAGACGACUGCAAUUUCUCAAUGAAACUAACCGCCGUCCCCGGAUAAUCCCGUCGUGGUCAAUAAGAGAAAAUAGCAAUAUUAUGACGGUGCGUGUGUGUAAACACGAACACACCAACAUCAGGGCUGCAGGAAUGUUUUGUGUUGAAACACAGUCGUGUGAGGAAAGUAAACUGAACAUUUUUCAGAAUGUAUUUUCUUCAACUGAAAUCAAGGAUGAAUUUUGAAGCUGAUUUUGUUGAUUCGUUAUGCAGCAUUUUACUGUUCCAGAUCAAUCGAGGUCAAACUGGGAUGUUUGUGACCUCAGAAGUGAGUGUUCCUCUCCUGGAUUAUACUGUAGACAUUAUAUCUGACAUGCAGAAGCCUUCGUGUGAUUCUAACAUCGCCUGCAUAGUUUUUCAUUGUUUGUGUGUCACGGAUCACUCAGACAUGCAGUUGGUUUAAAUACAUGCAUGUUUUGAUUGGAUUAAGCAGCCCUGCCUCUGUUUAGUGCCUUAAAUGUUUUCUGUGCGACUCACAAUGAGACACGUCACUCCUCUUGUAUCUGAAUGUGCCUCAUAAGAAUAACCCAGGCUGCCGUGCACACUGCACUGUUUCAAGAUUUCAGCAGGGGUGACAAUAGCACGGAUAAACGAGCUCAGAUAAGCUAGAGAGAUGAUUAAUUAAUGAAUUAACACCAACCAGUUGCAUAGAAAAGAGUUUAAUGUUGAGUCAGACUCUCGUUUCAAGCUGCAACAUGUGUGCUUCGGCUUCCACCAGAGAUGUCGCCGCUGCUCACAUCUUUGAGAUGUUUAGUCGAGCAUUGUUCCCGUCGAUCUUCUGCAACGUUGCAUCAUCUGAAGGAGAACUGGCUCUCGUCCAGCGGCAGGUGGAGCGGUUACAGUAAGAGGAGGGAAGGGCAGCAAAUGGGGAAAGAUAAGAGAUCAAACACCUGUUUGAGGCUUCUGAGAUAAAAACCACGCACAGCUAAGUGCUGACUCAUGUUAUCAGCCAGGUGGAGAACAAAUGAUGCCCGUACAGGUAGAUAGAAGACGCUUCAAAAGCAAAGAAGUCGGAUCAACUGGACUCGAUCACUUUAAUCCAUCCUCAAACGUUCGUGCCCAGUCACUCCACAGAGAUCGUUAGAACACAAUGCAGCGUUACUGAGGCACACCCCGUCCCUGUAGUCUGUUAAAAUGAGGCGUCUUGGUCCAUUAACCUCUUUGGGUGUGUCACGUUUGAAAUACUUGAAUUAGUCAUCGGACUUGAUGAAAUCACCUGGAUGAGGAUUAAAAUGUCGUCCAACACCUGUAGCCCAGUCCAGCUGACCUGAUUCUUCUGUGAAUUAAAAAGGAAUUAGAUUUGUCUUUGGUAGAUUAUUUACCUCCACUGGAACAAAACAUACUCUGCUCAUCCCACAAAUGCGUCUUUCUUACUAAUGCGGCUCCAUUUAAAAGGAGAAUAAUUGGGACAUCCAGAGGAAUUCUCACAUCAAAGAAAUAAUUGGUAAUAAUUAGAGCAAGUUAGCUUGUUUUUGUGGGUCAGAAGCUUUGCGCUGCAAGCAACUUAUGUUCAGUAUCCAGUUAGGAUGGAGUGACGCCCUCCUCCUCCUCAUUUCUUCAGAUUUGUGUUGUUUUUAGUCUCUCAUGUUCAGUAUUUUAUUCCCAACACGAAGACAAAGGGACCCAAAACUGUCUUCAUCGUAUUCAUAUGCAUUUCAUCAAGCGUGUUUGAAUUAUGCACCAUCGUCUGCCUUCGUUCUCAUGAUGUUUUUACAUGUUGAAUGACACUCUUGAUGCUUUUUUUUUAAUCUGUGUGCUAAACAUGUCAUGGCCUUUUUAAGCGUUGGCUUGAGGUUAAAAUCACUUCACAGGUGCCUCAGAUUAAAAACACAAUGUUUUCUGAACCAUAUUCACAUCCCAUGAUGCAAAAUCAUCUUUUUUCAUGCAUUGCAUUGUUUUCUGCCUUUUUAAGCAUAAAGAUUUUACAGAAUGUUUUUUUUUUUCCUUUCUCUAAACGUCUGUACGGUACUUCCCGUCCUCCUCCGCCUGAUGUUUUAGCAGGUGUAUGUUGUGCAUGCUCCACACUGUAUGCAGUGCAUAUUUUAACCGUUUAUUUGUCCAGUGUGCAGCCCCCACAUUCCGGGCCCCACGGGGCCCCCGGGGGCCCCUCACCGCUCCUCCGUCAGCUCCACCUGGAUGCGUCCUUGUGUUUCUGCGUCCAGCUGUGCAGCUUUUUUUCCCCAGAGAGCCUCCUCAUAUGUACACGGACGUGAAUGUGCUUUUAAAGAAACUGACGAGAACUGAAGAAAUGUAAUAAAAUGAUUUAAAUAAAAAGGAUUCCUGGGA
Salarias fasciatus (jewelled blenny) is the source of this 4614-nucleotide messenger RNA. It is a transcript of the gene ca5a, whose product is annotated as carbonic anhydrase Va. Gene Ontology annotation, molecular function: carbonate dehydratase activity; zinc ion binding. Gene Ontology annotation, cellular component: cytoplasm; mitochondrion. Lineage: Eukaryota; Metazoa; Chordata; Actinopteri; Blenniiformes; Blenniidae. The coding region runs from base 317 to 1255 and encodes 312 amino acids. The transcript is spliced from 7 exons. The record is from RefSeq and is a predicted model, not a curated record.